Molecule: messenger RNA, 2428 nt
Organism: Otolemur garnettii (small-eared galago)
Lineage: Eukaryota; Metazoa; Chordata; Mammalia; Primates; Galagidae
Gene: TMEM44
Product: transmembrane protein 44
Exons: 11
Coding region: 1-1332 (443 amino acids)
Source: RefSeq, a predicted model, not a curated record
AUGGGAGAGGCGCCCAGUCCUGCGCCGGCGCUCUGGGACUGGGACUACCUGAACCGCUGCUUCGCCCGCCACCGCGUCUGCAUCUCCUUCGGCCUGUGGAUCUGCGCCUCCUCCUGCUGGAUCGCCGCCCACGCGCUGCUUCUCUAUCUGAGAUGUGCAAAGAAAUCUGGACAGGGCCAGUCGGCACUGUGCGCUGCAUGCUGCCUCCUGACCAGUCUGUGCAACACCGUCGGGGCUAUUCUAGCCAGACAGCUCACCAUCCAGGUUUUCACUGGUGCCUACUUAGCCGCCAUUGACUUGGUGAACUUUAUAUUCAUUCUAUUCCCAGUCUGUGGACCCAAAGUCAAGUCCAGUUCAGAUCGUGGUGCCCGAGACAGGAAGAGGAGACAGCGGCUCAGGGCCAGUAUAUUUGCCCUGACCCUGCCACUGAGCCUGGGUCCAUGCUGGGUUCUCUGGGCCACUGUCCCAAAGGCUUCAGCGCCUGUCCGGGGGCCGCAGAGGAGGCUGCUGGCGAGCCUGCUGCAGGAAAAUACUGAACUCCUUGGCUACCUGCUGGGCAGCAUCGCUGCCGUGGGCUCCUGGGCUUCCCAGAUCCCCCCACUCUCCAGAAUUUGCCAGGGGAAGACAUUUUCUUCCAUCCACCUGUGGACCCGGCUUCUGUCAGCCUUGGCUGGCCUCCUCUACGCCUCGGCCAUUGUGGCCCAUGACCGGCGGCCCGAGUAUCUGCUGCAGGCCACACCCUGGUUCCUGAUCUCCCUCGGCCGAGCUGCGCUGGACCUUGCGAUCAUUUUCCUUUCGUGUGUGCUGAAAAGCAAGAUGAGACGGGCCUUGGGAUUUGUUGCUGAAGCCAGAGAGAGCCCUGACACCCAAGCCCUUUUGACCUGUGCAGAGAAAGAGGAAGAAAACCAGGAGAUGCAGAACAAGGACAAGAAUUCAGAGUGGGUGCCUCUCACCACAAUGUCGCACCGCAAGUCACUGAAGACGAUGGCGGCAAUCAGUCGCUACAUGGAGCUGACCAUUGAGCCGGUGCAGCAGGCGGGCUGCAGUGCCACCAGGCUUCCUGGUGACGGACAGACGACCACUGGAGAUGCACCCCUGCAGGAGCCCCCCUCUUACCCACCUGUUCAGGUCAUCCGGGCCCGAGUGUCUUCCAGCAGCUCCUCCGAGGUCUCCUCCAUCAACUCUGACCUGGAGCAGAAGUAUUGGGAGGCCCUAAACUCCGAGCAGUGGGACCCUGAAGAUGUGAACCUUGAAAAGACACAAAGCCAGCAUGGAGAUGCGUGGAUCCCAGAUGCACAGGGUUUCUUUGAGACCAAUAGACUUGACCUCUGAUGAUUAACACUAAUACCUUGUGGAACCAGCCCAUCAGCUCCCAGCCCUUUCAGCUGCUUGUCAGUAACAGAGCUGGGAUCAACCUGUACUGGCACAGAUGGCAGGAAUUUCAGCUCUACAGAAGCUGCCCAAGAAAAGUGAGGAACCAGGAGCUGUCACUGAGCUUGACUCAUCAACAUCACGCCUCAGAAUGGAGCUAAGACUUUGGGUCCUGCGGACAGACUGGCAUAGGCCCGGAAUUUGUUCUGAAGAUUAAAAGUUCACAGGUGGCUCUUGCUUUGUAAAGAUAAACCUUCAUCCAAAGGACACUGGACCCUCUUUUCACUUUAUUCCCUUGAGAUUCAGUCACAAACAGAAUACCUGUUAGAUGCUGGGAACAAGCUCACCUAACAAAUAGCUAAUGUGUUUGGAUCUCCACGGAGCCCAUUCUGUAAGACUGGGCUAAACCCAGGAGAUGAGAGGGGUGGACCCAUGUGCCGGGUGUCUGAGGCACACGUAGGAACUGACGGGGCCGGGCUCUGUCCUCCAGCCUUUCACUUGAGUUAUCUGCCGGAGGUUACAGAUAGGACUGCGGAGUGAAGCAAGUGCUUCUGAGCAUGUUGGUAUUGCGAGAACACACAAAGCAAAUUGCUGUAGGUACCAGGACUUCUUCCAAUCCGGCGAGGUGUGCACUGAGGCAGGUGUGCAGGUGAGGGGCUGUAUGCUUCAGGAGGUAACUAAAUGCAUGCAGAGGAUAAGAGGCAUGGUAGGCGGUGUUAAAUUCAAGCACAGCAAUCCCAUUUUCUGACUAUUUAGAUACUGUGAUGGGUGACGGGAGGGUUCAGGGAAUGGGGCUAGGGUGGGAGUGAACUCUAGGGUGAGUAAAUUCUGAUAGAAUGAAGUAUCUCACAGAGGAGGACAGUGGUACGUGGGUCUCCCAGUGCAGUUACAGAAGUCUGCCACGAGGGGAACUGGCAGAAAUGCCAAGAAACACAGCUUUACUGCUGGCUGGCCCUGACUCCAUUGCAGCGGCCUCCUCCCUCCUGAGAAUCAGUGCAAAACCCGGCAGCAGGGAGCGGGAAGCAGGUUGGUUCUAUGGUCUCUGCAUAGAUCCUAA